This is a messenger RNA of Helobdella robusta, 1452 nucleotides long. RefSeq lists its product as hypothetical. NCBI's taxonomy places the organism in Eukaryota, Metazoa, Annelida, Clitellata, Rhynchobdellida, Glossiphoniidae. The record is from RefSeq and is a predicted model, not a curated record. The transcript is spliced from 12 exons. Bases 74 to 934 code for a protein of 286 amino acids.
GUUCAUUGUGUAAAAACUGACAGCGCGUAUAAUCGUCUUUUCGAAAUAAUCUCACCAUAAAUCUGUUUUAAAAAUGUCUGCCGUCGUGAAAAUCGAGACCGACGCCGAUCUGCCCGUCGCACUGACCAACGCCGGCAACAAAUUAGUGAUCAUUGAUUUCUUCGCCACCUGGUGUGGACCCUGCAUAGGCAUCAAACCAAAGUUCAAAGAACUCUCCCUAAAAUACAACAAUGCCACUUUCAUUGAGAUUGAUGUCGAUAUGUGUCAGGAUACAGCUGUCUCAUAUGGGGUGGCCGCCAUGCCGACAUUUGUAUUCAUCAGAAACUCAGUGAAGCUCGACCAGAUGAAGGGGGCCGACCCAAGAACUUUAGAGGAGAAGAUUAUAAAAUACUACAGUGAAGAUGGCGAUGGGGAUGAUACAGGGGUCAAGGGUCAGAUGGACUUGAUGGUGUUCUUGGACCCAAACGGUUGCGAGUGUCUGAACGAGUCGGAUGAUCACAAAUUAGAGGGAGCCUUCAAGUUGGAUGAUAGGUAUCUCGAGUCGGAUUGUGAUGAACAGCUGUUGAUCUCAGUGGCGUUCAAUCAAACAGUAAAAAUUCAUUCUCUCAAGAUGUUUGGACCACCCGAUAAUGGUCCGAAAUUAGUGAAAAUCUUCAUAAACCAGCCAAAGACUUUGAGUUUUGAUGCUGCCGAGGGAAUGGAGCCUGUGCAGAUGCUGACAUUGACAGAAGAUGACAUCAAGGCAGGUUCAGUCAUACCUCUGAAGUUUGUCAAGUUCCAAAAUGUCUCCAACAUAACUUUAUUUGUGCAGACCAAUCAGAAAGACAAAGACACAACGAGAAUUGAUUACCUAAGUUUCAUUGGUAGCCUGCAUGCAGGGGCCAAUAUGGCAGACUUCAAGAGGGUGUCAGGAAAGAAAGGGGAGAGUCAUUAGUUCUCUUCCUUGCCUCUCUCUUUUACCAUCAGUAUCUCUCUCUUUUUUAUUUACUUCUCUCUCUCGCCCUCUCUCUCUCUCUCUCUCUCUCUCUUUUUCUUUCUAACUUUCUCUCUCUCUUUUCCUUUUCUCCCUUUCGCGUUUUUUUUAAUUUAUUUAUUUAUAUAUUAAUUUAUUAUUCUUUAUUUAAUACUUCUACUCCCUCUCCUCUCUCCUCUCUCUCUCUUUCUUUCUCCCUCUCUCUCCUGUGUGUGUUAAUUACAUUUGUAAUGAUAUAGUGGUUAUUACUUAUUGACAUUUGGGUUCUGAAAUAAUGAUUUUUAUUACGAUGAUGAUGAUUAAUAUUUUUAUUAUUAUUGUUAUUGUGUUGCACGUGACUCAUUGUUAUUAUUGUUGUUGUUGUUAUCAUUAUGCAUCUCAUUAUCUUAAUUUACACUUCUCUAAGCGGUUCUGCUUCCUUUCAGUUAAACAGUUUCAAAAAAUGAAUAAUGGUGAUAUUAUUAUUUCUAUUAUUAUUU